AGUUCGCGGCCGCAUCUGUAAAUCGAAAUGGUGGCGGAGUGUUGACGUAGGUGCAACGCGACGAGGGACUCAAUAACACACUACGUUAGAAAGAUAUCGAAGUGGCUGACAAGAUGAAUAUGUCAGUAGAGAAAAAAAAAUACCCGUCGGCACUGCCAACGAAUUGGCCGAUCAGAGACGAACAAUCGAGGAAAGCUGCGAGUCAAUUAUCCUCAACGGGCAAAGUUGACGUUUACUACUACAGUCGUGGCGUGAGGAACGACGCGUCCCUUGUACCUCCGAUCAGGCAAACUGCGUCGAUUUUCAAACAGCCAGUAACUAUAUACAAAACACAGGAGGGAAAAGUGAAAGACGUCAAACAUGGUAAUCAAGACAAACCAAAACAGGAAGGGGCCGAAAAGUCUGAAGGCAAACAUGGCUCUCAAGACAAACCUAAGCAGCUCUUCUGGGAGAAGCGGCUCGAAGGUUUGCGGGCCUGCGACCCGGAUGGUUACGAGUUCGACGGGAUGGACUUACCAAAGACUCUGAAGCCGGUCGGCCCCUACGUAACCGAGGAGACUUUACUUCAAAGUGUUGCCACAGCCCUCCACGUGUCUUCCCAACCCGUAACAGGCCAAACUGGCUCGAAAACCGCUUUAGAAAAAAAUCCUGGUGUUUUUCUCAACCCGGAACAGCCCCUCGUUCAGGCAGUAGCCAUUGCCGACGAUGACAUCAAACGACAAGAAGAUCGCGUUACUGUAGCGAGGAAAAAGCUACAGGAUGCUCUCAGGGGCAUAGCUACUUGAACGGCUAUAACGUAGCACAUUGGAGGAUACUGCAAACUGAUUAUUUAUAGGACAACUGUGAAAUAUUUUUCGUCCGUCUUUCGUUUUUUCUCUACUUUCUUAUUAUUAUAAAUAAUUAAUAAAUAAUAAAAUAAUGAAUAAUUAUUAAUAAAUAUAUUUAAACAUCAUAUAAAAUUGGAACGCUUAUACAUGUCCCGACCUUCCUUGAAAUCAAGGACUGGAAAACGAUUUCGACAAAAUUCUGUCUUCGUUACAGUUAUCUAGUUUCGUUAUUAAAGUGGGUAUGUUCGAUUUUUUCUUCUUUCUUCCAAGUGUCUUCAUAAUUGUUUUCGUUUUUUACCGGACUUAAGGAAAAAAGAAAACACAAA
Messenger RNA from Neodiprion fabricii, 1153 nucleotides. It is a transcript of the gene MBD-like, whose product is annotated as methyl-CpG-binding domain protein 3. Bases 114 to 785 code for a protein of 223 amino acids. Lineage: Eukaryota; Metazoa; Arthropoda; Insecta; Hymenoptera; Diprionidae. The transcript is spliced from 5 exons. The record is from RefSeq and is a predicted model, not a curated record.